Caenorhabditis elegans is the source of this 1005-nucleotide messenger RNA. It is a transcript of the gene str-115, whose product is annotated as Serpentine receptor class r-10. Gene Ontology annotation, cellular component: ciliary membrane. The record is from RefSeq and is marked reviewed. The transcript has 7 exons. Gene Ontology annotation, biological process: detection of chemical stimulus involved in sensory perception of smell. Bases 1 to 1005 code for a protein of 334 amino acids. Lineage: Eukaryota; Metazoa; Nematoda; Chromadorea; Rhabditida; Rhabditidae.
AUGACUGAUCAACACUGGGUUAUUAUCACAGAUAUUGCUGGUCCAAUCGGAUUUUCAAUGUCCAUUUUUUCAAACUCUAUUCUUUUGUUUUUGAUAUUUUCACAUUCAUCUCCAAUAAAAGGUCCAUACAAACGAAUGCUCAUAGUAUUUUGCAUAUUUACCGUAUUCUACUCAUUUGUCGAAGUCAUGCUUCAGCCACUAAUCCAUAUUUACGACGACACUUUAUUUUUGAUUCAUCGAAAGAGAAUAGACUUGCCAAAAUGGUUAACACGUUUGGUUCCUACUACCUAUUGUUGGUGUUACGCAAUGAGUUUUUCCUUGUUUGCAUUACAAUUUUUAUAUAGAUAUGUGGCAGUAUGCAAACCGCAAUAUGUUGAUCUUUUUGUCGGAUGUCACUUUUAUGCUUGGGUAGUUUUGAUCUUAUCACUAGCCACGAGCUGGGGACUCACUGCAGCUUUCAUGUUCCCACAAACCGACCGAACAACUGAAAUUUUUUUGCACAUAAUUUAUAGUUCAUAUGACUUGGAGCCUUAUUGGACAGAUUAUGUUGCUUAUAAAUACUUUGAUACUGAUGAGAAUAAUGUGAGAUGGGUCAAUGUUCUUAGUUUUUUCGGUGUCCUUCAGCACGGGAUUGUAAUUACUCUAAGUUUUGGCACCCUUUAUUAUUGUGGCAUCAACACGUAUCUCAAAAUAAAAAAACACACUGGAACAUCAAACAGAACUCGAUGUAUUCAACUACAACUUUUCAGAGCUCUGGUUGCACAGACAAUUUUACCAAUGUUCAUGAUGUAUAUUCCCGUUGGUUUCAUGUUUGCAUGUCCAUAUUUUGACUUGCAAUUAGGUGCAUACACCAAUUAUCAAACAGUCAUGGCACAACUUUAUCCGGGAAUCGACCCAUUUGUGAUGCUGUUUUUGAUAGAUUCUUAUAGAAUAACAAUAUUUGGAUGGUUAUGUCCAAGAUUUGUUUAUGUAAAGCCGAUGCAUUCCACAUACACCCUAACUUGA